UUUUCUCUUAUUUUAUCCGAAGGCAUGAGUAUUUUUUUCUGGGCUCAGGUGUGCUUUGACUCAGGGGGAGGCAGCGCCCUAAACCGGCGUGCACACGCACCUGAGAUUGCGCGCACCCGUGAAAUUCCUGAGAGUUCACGCACAACACGAUUCACGCCUAGAAAUCAAGGCUCGUGUAAACUCGGAAGUCUCUAUGUGUGGGUUGACAAUCACAUGCACAUUAGGAAAUUUGUGAAAGGUGUGUUGUAAUCACACUAUCAGUGAGAAGGGAAACAUAAUAACAACACACUUGCUACAUGUUCAAGAUAGAUCUUGCGCUCGUGGUCGGCGCAGUGACGCCGUGAUUGCCCUCCCGAAGGAACCCGGAGAAAAAAAAACAUAUUCCGGAAGUUUACCGACACCUGCAACUAUGAUCGCCUUAAAAUGGAAACUUUUCUCUCAUCACGGGGACUAAGCACCACUGCAUCGCAGAGACAUUGGGAACACAUCAAACAGGUGUGCAUAUGUGACAGUGUUAGGAGAUGACAUCCCCAUGGUGCAUGCUUGGAAACAAGAUCACUGCUCUUGGACGUGCCGAUCUGUCCAAACAUACACACAUGCCACGCUCCGGCCUACUGUGUGUAGUGCUCUUCCCUGAUGGCACAUCCCAAAAUUUCACUGUCAGUAAACACGAUGCUGGUCAUCUGCUGUUCGACUUGGCUUGUGAACACCUAAACAUAGUAGAAAAACAGUACUUCAGCCUGCAGAUCAGUGAGGACACAUCCAGCUCUCCGAGGUGGCUGGACCCCAACAAACCCUUUAAGAAACAGCUGAAGGGUUCUGCUCCGUUCUUUUUAAUAUUUAGAGUGAGGUUCUUCAUCUCUGAUCCAAACUCCCUCCAGCAUGAGCAGACCAGGCAUUUUUAUUUCUUGCAAAUUAAGAAGGACAUUUGUGAGGGGAGAUUAAAGUGUCCUUUAAGCUCAGCUGUGGUACUGGCUUCUUACUCUGUUCAGUCUGAGCUUGGAGACUAUGUUCCUGAAACUCCUGCCGGAUACCUCAGUAAGACCCAUUUUCUCCCUGACCAAGACCAGGAGUUCCUUCUGAAAGUGGAGUCGCUGCAUCCACAGCACAAAGGUCUGUCUCAGAGUGAAGCUGAGCUGUGCUAUUUGAAUACAGCGAGAACAUUAGACCUGUAUGGAGUGGAGCUACAUCAUGCUCAGGAUGUUAGCAACCCUGCCCUCUGGGUGGGGAUUACAUCAGGGGGCGUGGCCUUGUUUUGCCAUUUAAUUUGCUCCAGUUUUUUCCCCUGGAUUAACAUCAUCAAAAUUGCAUUCAAAAGAAAAAGGUUCUUUGUCCACCUACGCCGGAAACAUGGUGAGCUCGGCCACCACGUGGUCUCUCUCUCGAUGCCAAGUUCACGCGCCUGUAAGAACGUGUGGAAAUCCUGCGUGGACCACCAUACGUUCUACAAUAGGAAACCCUCUCACUCUGCUUCAAAACUUAGCUCUAUCCCACUGUACCGAAAACUGAUUGGCGAGAAAAUGUUGAAUCCUGCGGUGAGGUCCAACUCAAUGGAACACCUAGAGACCAAGAGUCUACCCUCACGGUCACCACCCAACACGCCCAACUGGAGGAGUCCCCGUUUACGUCAUGACUUCCGUAAGCCACGCCCAUCAUCUGUGGACAACCUGACCAAUGAAAUGAGCUAUGUGACUGAGAGUGAAGACGUGUUCUACACUUACAGGAAAACUCAGGAGGAGGGGAGGACGAGUGGUAGUUGGUCUCAUAGUGAUGACGUCAUCACCGAAGAAGAUGAUUUGCACGCCUGGGAUAAGAGUGUGACAGCUGAUGGAGAUCUGCUACUUGUGAGGAUCAGCCCAGACCAAGAUGGGAAGUUUGGCUUCAAUGUUAAAGGAGGUGUGGAUCAGAAGAUGCCGCUGGCCAUCUCUCAUGUUAACCCUGGAUCUCCGGCUGGUCGCUGUGUGCCUCCACUGAUGGAGGGAGAUCAGGUGUUGUUGAUAAAUGGGCGGGACAUUUCAGAACACACGCAUCAGCAGGUGGUCAUGUUCAUCAAAGCGAGCCGAGAGUCGCACAGCAAGGAACUAGCGUUGCUUGUGCGCCGCAAAGGUGUCACUUUGCGAGCCGAACCCACCCUACAGUUAGGUGAGGGUCUCACUCUUCCGGGUGAAAUACCCCCACUGUCCACCCAGCCGUCUGGAGAAACACUAGAGGAGUCCAUGACCCGUCUGGAGAGGGGGUUGGUCACUGGCACGCUGCUUCUGCACUUUGAGAAGUUGCACAGGAAGAAAGAGGGAAUGUUAAUGUCUUGCGCAAAGCAGUCUGAGAAUAUGGACAAGAAUCGGUACAAAGAUGUAUUACCAUAUGACAUCACCAGGGUGGUGCUGCAGGAGGAGGGGGAUGAUUAUAUCAAUGCCAGUCAUGUGAAGACUGAGCCAGCAGGUUGUGUUUUGCGGUACAUAGCAGCUCAGGGUCCACUGCCGAACACCUGUACACACUUCUGGAGGAGUGUGUGGGAGCAGGACGUCAGUGUCAUCAUCAUGCUAACCACACUGACUGAGAGAGGACGGACCAAGUGCCACCAAUACUGGCCGCAUCCCCCUGAAGUGAGGGAUUAUGGGCAUCUUCAGGUGUGCUGUCACUCAGAGGAGUGCAACCUGGCAUACGUUACCCGAGAACUAACAGUCACUAAUACUCAGUCGGGACAGCAGCGCUCAAUCACUCAUUUGCAGUAUGUUGCCUGGCCAGAUCAUGGGGUACCAGAAGAUUCCUCAGACUUUCUGGAUUUUGUCCAGUCAAUGAGAAGUAUGAGAGGGGAGUCGGUGCCUCUUAUGGUCCACUGCAGUGCUGGAAUCGGGCGAACGGGUGUGUUGAUCACCAUGGAGACCGCCUUGACACUGAUGGAGAAGGAAAAGCCAGUGUAUCCCCUAGAGAUCAUUACUUUGAUGAGAGAGCAGAGGGCCAUGCUGGUUCAGACACCGUGCCAGUUCACCUUUGUGUGUGAGGCCAUUCUGAGGGUGUACAGAGAGAGAUUCAAACAGAGCUCAAUGCCUAAAAGUUGAUGAGAAGAGGAGUUUUUAAAAACACAGAAGUGAAGGAAGAAGCUCCGCUGCUGUGAUCUGACUGUCAAUAAAGACGGAUGAAAAAGGGGCAGGGAGUAGAGGGUGUGUCUGGAUAAAGAUGGAUGGACAAUCUCUUCUCUUGCUGUGGCUCUCCUGACAGCUGUGCGGAUCAAGGAAGAACAUAAUGCACUUUGACGUAUAAGCCUAUAGGUCCCCACAGCACACAUACUCUCUCUUUCUCUCUCCCACAUAUACACCAAGUGCUAUAUUUGGGUGAAUCUCACAAAAUAUGGCAAGAAAUGUUCAGGUCACAUUUGACCCCAAAACCGAGAGGAAAAGAAAAAGUAAAUCAAAUUUUGCGUAAAAUAAAAACAUCUACUUUAAGAACUCCUAAUGUUUUCUCUCUUUAUUUGCAGUACAUUAUUUAUACCCCCAAUUAAAGACUAUACAACAAAUGAUGAACGAGACUAUGUAUUUUGUAAUAAAAAAAUGGGGGCACUUAUGGGUUAGUUCACCCAAAAAUGAAAAUUGUCAUUUAUUACUCGCCCUUAUGCCGUUCCACACCCCUAAGACCUUUGUUCAUCUUCGGAACACAAAUUAAGAUAUUUUUGAUAAAAUCCGAUGGCUCAGUAAGGCCUGCAUCGCCAGCAAUAACACUCCCUUUUUCAGUGCCCAGAAAGCUACUAAAAACAUAUUUAAAUGUGACUACAGUGGUUCAACUUUAAUAUUAUAAAGCGACGAGAAUACUUUUUGUUCGCCAAAAAUAACAAAAUAGCGACUUUAUUCCACAAUAUCUAGUGAUGGGUGAUUUCAAAAGACUGCUUCAUGAAGCUUUACGAAUCUUUUGUUUCGAAUCAGUGGUUCAGAGCGUGUAUCAAAAAGUCAGGUGAACUAUUGAAGUUUCAAAACACUUAUGACAUAACGAAGCCUUGUUUACUGAAAUCACGUGAUUUUGCCGCUCUGAACCACUGAUUCGAAACAAAUGAUUCGUAAGCUUCAUGAAGCAGUGUUUUGAAAUCACUAGAUAUUGUUGAAUAAAGUCGCCAUUUUGUUAUUUUUGGUGCACAAAAAGCAUUCUUGUCGCUUUAUAAUAUUAAAGUUGAAUCACUGUAGUCACAUGAACUGUUUUAAAUAUGUCUUUAGUAGCUUUCUGGACAUUGAAAAGGGGAGUGUUAUUGCUGGCGAUGCCAUCGGAUUUUAUCUAAAAUAUCUUAAUUUGUGUUCCGAAGAUGAACGAAGGUCUUACGGGUGUGGAAUGACAUGAGGGUGAGUAAUUAAUGACAGAACUUUCAUUUUUGGGUGAAAUAACUCUUUAAGUGUCCUAAAAGUAAUGCCACAAUACAAAAAUAAUAAUACUUUAUACUAUUGUCUUUAUGCAAAAUAUCAUUCCUGUUUUCCUUUCGAUUUUGGUGGUAAAAUGUGACCUGGACACUACUUUGUGAGAUCUACUAGUACAUCAACGAAUCCACUACUAGAAUAAUUAAAUUCACCUCUGUUAAUAAAUAAAUAAAAUGUGUAAUUCUUA
Messenger RNA from Ctenopharyngodon idella (grass carp), 4584 nucleotides. It is a transcript of the gene ptpn3, whose product is annotated as protein tyrosine phosphatase non-receptor type 3. Gene Ontology annotation, cellular component: cytoskeleton; cytoplasm; cytoplasmic side of plasma membrane. Bases 522 to 3059 code for a protein of 845 amino acids. The transcript has 26 exons. NCBI's taxonomy places the organism in Eukaryota, Metazoa, Chordata, Actinopteri, Cypriniformes, Xenocyprididae. Gene Ontology annotation, biological process: protein dephosphorylation. The record is from RefSeq and is a predicted model, not a curated record. Gene Ontology annotation, molecular function: protein tyrosine phosphatase activity; protein binding.